This is a messenger RNA of Gorilla gorilla gorilla (western lowland gorilla), 6075 nucleotides long. It is a transcript of the gene GABPA, whose product is annotated as GA binding protein transcription factor subunit alpha. Lineage: Eukaryota; Metazoa; Chordata; Mammalia; Primates; Hominidae. Gene Ontology annotation, molecular function: sequence-specific DNA binding; DNA-binding transcription factor activity, RNA polymerase II-specific. Bases 1483 to 2847 code for a protein of 454 amino acids. Gene Ontology annotation, biological process: regulation of transcription by RNA polymerase II; cell differentiation. Gene Ontology annotation, cellular component: nucleus. The transcript is spliced from 10 exons. The record is from RefSeq and is a predicted model, not a curated record.
CCGGGCACCGCCGGGACCCGUGCCGGACGGGUCGCCUGUCGCCGCUCCCUCCAUUCCGCGUCCCCUCCUCGCCCGUCCGCACUCCUCAGCAGUCUCAGCCUGCUCAGCUGGGAUGUGGUCCUGACGCCCCCAAGAUUUUAAGAGCAAAAUGCAGACCGUGUCUCAUCGCGGGACUCAGCGAUUCACUCAUUUCAAAUCCGCUCUCUUUAUAGAACAACACACACCAGAAUCAUUUAUCAGCGUAUAUGGUAGCCAUCUGGGUUUGUUUUUUUUUUUUUGUUUUUAAGCAAGGAAGUAAACCAAGGAGAUAACAAUGGGUUGUCUACUUGGAAAUUUUUUUGUGUACUAGAAGACACGCUGUAUGUGCGUGUUUGGAUUUAGGGACCCCAGUUUGAUCAGGUUAGCGGACCGAGAGGACAGUGCCUAAUAUUGCAUUGCAAGAUGAUUAGAAAUUUAGAAAUAAAAUUCAUUUCAUAAGUAGUUUCCACUAAUAGCAGUAGGUCUGACUCGUGAGAAGAGCAAAGAUUUAGUAGGAUUCACUUGAGCGAAUUGUAGAACGAGGCGGUGAUAACAUUCUUCGGCAGUGUUAUCUUGAACUUCAGAAGAAACCGCUCAACUCUUUAGCAACUGCUUGAGGGACUAGCCUGUCUCUCAGGGUUCCAUCCAGGCUUUCGAAGCUGCUUUAUUUUUAGACAUACAGUGACGCUGAGUGGACUUCAAGUCAAUUUUACCUGAAUUGUGUAUACAAGAGCAUCUGUCAUGAGGCAUGUAUAGUAAUGAAGUAAUUAAAUCAUGAGCUAGAUGUUAGGUUGAAGCAAGUCAUCAGACCGAGUACUAAAUUAAAACUGUUGACUUUAGCCUUCCCUCAACUCUUUAUAUAUAAAACUCCAAACCUACAGAAGAAUUGGGGAAAAAAUCAUGCAGUGAACACGCAGAUACCCUUCACCUGAGGGUCCCAACUGUUAAUCUUUCACUGUAUGUGCUUUGUCUCUUUAUAUUACAUAGAUAUGUAUGCUUUGCUUUUUCUUAACUGCUACCUUUAUUUUUGAAAAUAAAAAUGUCUUUUAAUUUCCUCAGACACAGAAAAGCAUUUGAUAACUUAGGAAAAUGUGCAGUUAAUCUCGCAGGUACCCCCACACUCCACUUAUAAUAUAUUGGGAACAAAAUGUUCUAAGCUCUGUAAUAAUGCUCUCCAAUGAAGGACAAUUCUCAAAUUUAUCUGUAGUUUCAAAAGGGAAUGUUACACCUAUCUGUAUUUUAAAAGACACUAGCCGUUCCCAGAAUUUUUCGUUAAAUUCAAGUUUAGUUUGUAUCCCAUCUUGUGAAACAUUCCGAGCCCCAGGUUGGAUUUAAUCCAGCAGAACCAGAGUGUCAAAGUAUACGAAAUUGUUCUGUGCAGUUCUGGCGGGGGCAGCCCUUAGACCGAGAAACUGCAAGUAAUUUUCUCUCCGUUUUCGACUGAUCCUUUGAAAUACUCCAGCCAUGACUAAAAGAGAAGCAGAGGAGCUGAUAGAAAUUGAGAUUGAUGGAACAGAGAAAGCAGAGUGCACAGAAGAAAGCAUUGUAGAACAAACCUACGCGCCAGCUGAAUGUGUAAGCCAGGCCAUAGACAUCAAUGAACCAAUAGGCAAUUUAAAGAAACUGCUAGAACCAAGACUACAGUGUUCUUUGGAUGCUCAUGAAAUUUGUCUGCAAGAUAUCCAGCUGGAUCCAGAACGAAGUUUAUUUGACCAAGGAGUAAAAACAGAUGGAACUGUACAGCUUAGUGUACAGGUAAUUUCUUACCAAGGAAUUGAACCAAAGUUAAACAUCCUUGAAAUUGUUAAACCUGCGGACACUGUUGAGGUUGUUAUUGAUCCAGAUGCCCACCAUGCUGAAUCAGAAGCACAUCUUGUUGAAGAAGCUCAAGUGAUAACUCUUGAUGGCACAAAACACAUCACAACCAUUUCAGAUGAAACUUCAGAACAAGUGACAAGAUGGGCUGCUGCACUGGAAGGCUAUAGGAAAGAACAAGAACGCCUUGGGAUACCCUAUGAUCCCAUACAGUGGUCCACAGACCAAGUCCUGCAUUGGGUGGUUUGGGUAAUGAAGGAAUUCAGCAUGACCGAUAUAGACCUCACCACACUCAACAUUUCGGGGAGAGAAUUAUGUAGUCUCAACCAAGAAGAUUUUUUUCAGCGGGUUCCUCGGGGAGAAAUUCUCUGGAGUCAUCUGGAACUUCUCCGAAAAUAUGUAUUGGCAAGUCAAGAACAGCAGAUGAAUGAAAUAGUUACAAUUGAUCAACCUGUGCAAAUUAUUCCAGCAUCAGUGCAAUCUGCUACACCUACUACCAUUAAAGUUAUAAAUAGUAGUGCAAAGGCAGCCAAAGUACAAAGAGCGCCGAGGAUUUCAGGAGAAGAUAGAAGCUCACCUGGGAACAGAACAGGAAACAAUGGCCAAAUCCAACUAUGGCAGUUUUUGCUAGAACUUCUUACUGAUAAGGACGCUCGAGAUUGCAUUUCUUGGGUUGGUGAUGAAGGUGAAUUUAAGCUAAAUCAGCCUGAACUGGUUGCACAGAAAUGGGGACAGCGUAAAAAUAAGCCUACGAUGAACUAUGAGAAACUCAGUCGUGCAUUAAGAUAUUAUUACGAUGGGGACAUGAUUUGUAAAGUUCAAGGCAAGAGAUUUGUGUACAAGUUUGUCUGUGACUUGAAGACUCUUAUUGGAUACAGUGCAGCGGAGUUGAACCGUUUGGUCACAGAAUGUGAACAGAAGAAACUUGCAAAGAUGCAGCUCCAUGGAAUUGCCCAGCCAGUCACAGCAGUAGCUCUGGCUACUGCUUCUCUGCAAACGGAAAAGGAUAAUUGAGCCCCAGGACAUUCUGAGACUCCAAAGUCUUUCUUAAAAUGUUUAGAGCAAGUAUAGCUCUUACCUUUAUUACUGAAUUUGAAUCUUCUUUUAUUUCUAGGCUGUACAGUCUGAUGCAUGAUUUUUUUAUAAAUAUUUCAUACUCUUGUGAAUUUGGAUCUUUUUACUUUGAGCAUAUAUUUUAGAAUAUGUGUAUGUUAAAGGAUCUCCACAAUGUCUGCAGUGUGAAGGCAGGUUCAUUGUGGAAUAGUUUAACAGUCAGGAAAGCUAAACUGGUCAGUAUUAAUGUGUAGCCCUACCAAAAAUAGCCAGUAGUAUCUGAAAAUGAAAAAUAAAUGAAGUAUCUCUAGGAAACAGUCUGGCUUAACUAUUUUUGAAAAUAUAACUGUUUCCCCUCUCUGCUGCUUUAGAUGUUGCUUUACAUAGAACCAGAAAAUGGAAUUUCUCAGCUAAAGCAUGUGUGCCUGUUUCAUCUAAUCAAGCAGAGCUAAAAUGUUCAUACCGAAUAAAUUUAUAUUAAUAAAUUACUAAACUAAGAGUAUCAGGUUAUUUAUAUAUUUGCAAGCAAAGGACAGUAAGAAGUUGACUGGCAAAAGAGCAGUGCUGAAGGAGGAGAUCCAGGUUUAAAUCUGGCUUAUUAACUCAAGCCAAUUUUAAGGAUUUUCUGUAUAGAUUACUCAUGUCAGACCAAGAAUUUAAAUUAUUUUGAGAGAGGCAUUUAAUUCUAAUAAACCAGCUGUUACAAAAAUUAUAAAAUGAUCUCUGUUUUUCCUGUCAGAGAUUUAAAAAACUGAAAAGGUAUACCUCAACCCAGAAAUAAAGGUUUGGUUUGGUUUGUUAUGGCUUCCUUUUUUAAAAAAUUACCCUGUAGUGCCAGUUUAUUAUGCAAAGCCGCUUAUAUUCCGUUGUUUCUGAUAAAAUGAAGACUUUAAAUCAGUCAGCAGUACUUUACCUUUCAAGGCAUUAGUAAAUUACUUGCAAAUAGUUUUAAAAGGAAAAUACGACCUCUGUUAUAGGCAGUCUUCUCUUUAAGACAAUACUUUUCCACUUAUUUUCCUUUUCCAUAUUAUAUAUGUGUAUUCAUAUAGCUGUAUACAUAUUCAGUUGAUCAUUUUAUAAACAUAUAUGAAGGCAUAAAGAUAUACAGAAGAAAAAUUAUUAAACAGCUCAUUUUAAGAUUCAAAUUAAGUAAUUCCUGCAUAUAUGACAUUCCUUACAUAAGCGAACACUAAACAAAAAUGGCUAGAAAUGUCUUUCUUUCUUUUCUCUCUUUGUUGUUUAAGGUAUUAAGCACAAAUUAUUACAUGAGACUGGCAGAUAGCUAUUAAUCCUCUUACAGAUUUGAGAAAGUUGAUUCUCAAAUAUUUAUGCACCUUCUCCUUCAUUGUUUUCUUUAAAUCUGUCCUCUUAAAAAGCUUCUUAAGAGCUCAGUUAAUGCUUUUGACUUAACUAGGAGAAAAAGGCAUGAUAAUACAGGCAAGAUGGCAUUGUUAGCAAUUCUGGUAGUGGUUUGGAAUGAAUCCUAAGAGGCAGGGAUCUUAAGGACAAGGAAGAGAAGAGAGAGAGGAGGGAUCUUUGAUCUCUUUCUCUGGUAAUCUUAGCGCAUAAUUUUACUAAAACAUGUUCUCAAUUCAUUUAUAUUAUUAAGCUCUUCCUGCAGUUGAUAUCUGAGCAGAGUAAGAUUUGUAUUUCCAUUUUUACUUUUUUGAAAGAGAAUAUAUGGAUAGAUUAUUAGUACAAUUUGGGCACUGUGGUUGUAAGAAUAUCUGAGUAAAAUAACAAUAUGAAAUAAUAAACAGAAGCUCUAACGUCAGGUAACAAAUAGACAGCAAGAAAGGUUUUGCACCAUCCUCUUACGGCCUAGAGAGUUGACAAGUUGCUUGUAGUUUUAAAAAAAUAAUAAAGUAUACCCUUCUGGUAUAUCAUCAAGAGCUUAAGAAUCUUGGCUUUCAUAUUUAAAAUGCUUUUGGGGAGACAUAUAUUAAAAUUUUAGCCAAGAUGAUAGACAUGUCUCAAUUAUAUAUGUGUGUGUAUGUUUUUAAAGCUAAAAACAUUACUUUUAGAUCCCUAGAAUGAAAAUUUUUUUCUCAUCUAUGCAAUUCCCGUAUGGUUUUUUUUAAAUCAUAUUUUAUUCAUUUUCUCCCUUUAGCCAUUUUCAUUUUAUUUCUCAUAAUUUGAACAGAGACAGUUCUCAUACAUGAUCAGAUGCUUUUUUUUUCUUCUUACCAUCAUUUAUGCAUGACAUAGGUAAAGUAAUAUGACUAAUUUCUCCAGUUGAUUCAAGAAACUCAUUACUUUGCCUCAAAUUAUAUGUAAAAUAUUUGUUUUACUUAGGUUACAGUUAUCAGAAAGGUAGUUUUUUUCUUCUAUUAAAAUAUAACAUUGUGAAAGAAAAUAAAAUUUAUGCUAUUCAUUCUUUGUUUUUAUAAAUGAAUUUUUCAUAGAAUUUACAGUAUAUUCAAAGGAAGAAAGAUAAAAUUAUUGGUCAUCAUUUGUACCUUAGAAGUACAAGAAUUUAAGUAAAAGAAAUGUUCAUUUUUGUUUUAAAAUUUGUUUUCCAUGUGAAGUUUUUAUUGAGCCAACUUUCAUACAUAUCUCGCUAGCCUAAAGUCUAAAUAUUUGUGUUGGCAUCAGAAAAACAAAUUAGGCAGAAUUGCUAUGUGUGGUUGAUCUUCAGAUAAAUUGACUGAUCACAUUUAUUUUUGUAUCAGUCUAUGUUAUUAGGAAAAAUUGUUUAGUUGUUUUCUCCCGAUUAAUGGUGAUAUUCAAGUAUGAUACAAAAAGAAUUGUACCACCAAAUAUUUUUGUGAGGUCUGCUGUUUUCCAUAUUCAUUUUAUGCUACUGCCUUUAAGAAAGAACUAGUGUAUCCUUGAAAUAGCACAAAAAUGUUUUAAAAUUCAUAAUUGCAAAACAAAUCUGUGACUAAGUUAAUGUCUUCACAUCUAAAGGGUGUAAAAAUAUUGAUACUUCAAUAUUUCACUUGCUGCCAGGAAAAACAAAAUUCUCAAUCUUUUGUAAAUGGGAGGAGGACUUUUGCAUACAUUUUUACUCUUUAAAUAACGACGACACUUAUACUGUCAUAAUAACAAUUAUGUAUUUCUUUGUGGUUUUAAUUUUUUUUGUAAUUUUACAUAAAACAGUUAUUUUCUAUUUUUACGCAGAUAAAAAAUAUUUGUGCAUAAAAUGUAAAAAUAGUAAAAUGAGAAAAAUAAAACUAUUAUACAGUA